UAGACUGUAAGUCGCUUUUGUUGACUUUAUUUUACUGCGUGUGACGAUAAAAGUUAGUUUAAUAAUGCAGAGAGUUUUAACGAUGAUUUUAAAAGAAGAGAGUACUUUCCUGACUCCGUAUUCUGCCUCCUACCGGAUGCUGGGCUGUAGUAGAGAUUUGCCACGUUGCUGCAGACAGCAGCCUUAAAGCGUCUCUCCAGGAGGAUGUAGUUUGUUCACUCACACGGCGGUGAACAACCUGAACACACCGGUGUGUCGGGGUUUCUGUCCGGAGGCUCUAAAAUGUUAACAGACAUCAUUCUGGAGGAAGAGUUUGAGAAGAAUGGGCAGAAGUGGUUCGACCAGCAGGACCUGGAACACGAUCUCCAUCUGGCAGCAGAGUUGGGGAAAACCCUCCUCGACAGGAACCAUGACCUGGAGCAGGCCCUGCAGCAGAUGUACUCCACCAACGAGGACCAGCUGCAGGAGAUAGAGUAUUUGACCAAACAGGUGGAGCUGCUGCGUCAGAUGAACGACCAGCACGCCAAAGUGUACGAGCAGCUGGACGUGGCCGCCAGGGACCUGGAGCAAGGCAACCGGAGACUAGUGCAGGACAACCGGCUGGCCCAGCAGAAGAUCCACAGUCUUACAGAAACCAUCGAUGGGCUUCAGACCCACAUGGAGGAUCUGCAGGUCCAGGUGGAGGAGCUAAAGACCGCCCAGGCAGAGCGAAACAAGAGGGAGCUGGCCGAGCGAGCCCAGAGCGUUUCCUGCCUCAAAGAGCUGUACGACCUGCACCAGGACAGGUAUCCAGCCCAUGAUAGUCAUCGUCUGGAUGGACUCUGGUCGCCUCGGAGCUCCUUCUACGACAGAGACAGAAACCCAGACCCGGAGGAGGAGAACCAGGCCCUGCAGCGCUCAGUCCAGAGCCUCCAGAACCAGAUUGCUGCCGAGCGAAGCCGCAGGGAGGCGGCCGAGCAGGAGACGGAGCUGACAUCCAGGGAGAACGAGAGUCUGGAGCAGCGUCUGGCCCUGCUGGUGGGCUGCCGGGCCCGACAGAAGGAGCUGGAGGCCGAGGUGGAGCAGCUGAGGGUCCUGUGGCGUGCUGACUGUGCUAACAGCGUCAGAAGACCGGAACAGCUCCUGGUGCCCGACACAGUGUUCUUCAGCUCAGAGGAAAGGUCUGGACCAGGGCAGAGCGAAGCGGAGGAGAAGGUGGAGAAGGUGGAGGAUCAGAGCAGAUACAGCCGACAGAGGUGCAACAGCGACAGCGUCCUGAAGGCGACAAACGCAGAUGAAAUCCGCCGUGGACACGAGCAGCUGUGCAUCAGGCGAGCGGAGGCGGUGAAGCAGAGGGGCGUCUCUCUGCUCAACGAGGUGGAUGCACAGUACAGCGCCCUGCAGGUGAAAUACGACGAGCUGCUGCGACGGUGCCAGCAGGCAGCAGACGGACUCAGCCAUAAAGCCGUCCAGACCUCCAGCAGUCCCUUCGUGAGCAGCCGGACCCGCCGCCGCCUGUCGGGCUCAGCGGCUCUGUCUGAUCUAGUGGCGGUUUUGGAGGACGGCCAGCAGCCCGAAUACAAGACUCUCUUCAAGGAGAUCUUUACCUGCAUCCAAAGGACCCAGGAGAACCUGAGUGAGAACAGACGUCCAGUCAGGGACGGCGAAUCCCAGACUUCUGCCACAUGAUUGUUGUUCAUCAUCCAGGACUCAUUAGAUCAAGGGUGUCGAACUCAUUUUAGAUUCACAUACAGCCCAGUUUGAUCUCAAAUGGGUUGGACCAGUAAAAUACUAACCCUAUAAAUAACCAUAACUCCAAAUAUUUCCUUUGCUUUAGUGCAAAAAAGUACAUUCUGAAAACGUUAACAGUUCAGGAACUGUCUUCAUACAAAACAUUGUGAACCACCUGAAAUUUCUUAAGAAAAAUAAGUUCAGUUUCAACAGUAUUAUGACUCAGUUUAUCAUUUACACAUUACAGCUGACAGUUUAUCUACAAAAGCACAAAACAUUCAGUCAGUGGCAUCUGGAACUGAAUAAUCUAGUAUUUUACUUUAUGAUGAAAACAACUUGUCAAGUCAAGAUUUUACAAGGUUCACAAAGUUUUACAAAUUUACAAUUUACAGUUGAUGUCUUCUCUGUAAUGUCUUCCCUUUGCAAAGUGGAAAAAUGGCCGUAUUUUUGACACCCCUGCUGUAGAGUCUGAAAGGUCUGAUGGUUGUUUUGCUAUAAAACUGCUCAGAGGACGGAGAUGCUCUCAAAACAUUUGUCCGUCUGAGAAAUGCUGCGUUUGCUUUUGUCAGUCUGCACUGUUCCUUUUAUUCCGUCCUUGUUGUACUACUACCUGUUUGAAUCUUAGAUAAAAAACUAAACUUGACAAAGGAGUAUUAUACUUGGAGAUAUUUAAACUCAAAUUAAAAUGUUCUAUCAGGUCUUGAGUAAAAAAAAAAACACAUUUGAGCAGCUUGACUUCUAAAUCCAAGUAUUAUGUCCUGCCACAGUAUUCAGUGUUUAUGUGAAGUUAACUCUGUGAUUAUCUCGAAGCACGUGGAGCUCUGAUGGUAAAGCGGUUGUAAACUAGUUGUGUAAUCAGGAAUGUUGUAAGAGGAUGAAAAACUGAAGCGGUGUAAUCAGUAAAGACUCAGGAGUUUGUGAUAAUUAGCUGAACAGUUGGUGUAGGCUGAAAAUUUCAUCCAAAUGCGUUAGUCCGUUUUUGAUUAAUGUUGCAGACAGACAGACAGACAGACAGACAGACAGACAGACAGACAGACAGACAGACAGACAGACGGCAAUCGUCGCUGCAUUCCUUGGCGGAGUAAUGACUGGACACUGGAAAACUGCUGCUUUAACAGCCUCUGCUUCCUGUUUUCUGCGCUUUUUUUUAUGACAGAAUCACAUUUUAUUUAUUUAUUAACAGAUAUUUAGAGAUGAUUAAAUGUGUAUUUAUUUUUUUUUAGAGCAGAUUGAUUAGUUGACUGGAAGUAAAGCUAAAUGUACACUGGUGUGUUUGUUCUGUCGUUGUGUAUUUUAUUUCUGACAGAGUAAGUGGAAAACAAGACAUUUUCAGUAAAUCGUUUCCUUUUCUAUCAAUUGUAAUAUUUUUCCUGAUUUGGACAUCCUCUGCUAUAUUACUGUGAUAUGGAACAGAAAUUGGAUUAAUCUUUAAAACCGAUGUGAGUCAUACUGUAUGCAGGGAAAAUGAGAAAUGUUCAGCUAUUAUUGCCUGAACUCCAAACAGUGUUUUACUGUCGCUUCCUGGUGCUGGUGAGACAAAAGAUACUGAUUUAAUAAAUGGAGGCAUUUAGCAAUAUUCUGUCUUGUGCUGCUGCAGAAGCUGUUUUACUGGAAACCGACUAGUAAAAGCAUUAAAUCGGGAGUUUUUUCUACCAAACCUGGCAUGACAUGGUGCAUAUUUUAGAGGUGUUUCAGUUUGUUCUCCAUUUAAAUGCAUACUUGUAAAAUAUCAGAUGACAGACAUGCAGUGCUUAUCUGUAUCGUGCAGCGUUUUGUAGAUAAAACCAAAUAAAAACUGUAGUGAUGCGCA
Messenger RNA from Amphiprion ocellaris (clown anemonefish), 3520 nucleotides. It is a transcript of the gene cdr2a, whose product is annotated as cerebellar degeneration-related protein 2a. The coding region runs from base 283 to 1668 and encodes 461 amino acids. Lineage: Eukaryota; Metazoa; Chordata; Actinopteri; Pomacentridae. The transcript is spliced from 7 exons. The record is from RefSeq and is a predicted model, not a curated record.